AUGACCGCAUCGCGAGCGCUGGCGGAGGCGCUGGAGGCGUUCGGGGUGGCGGCGGGGGAGCUCGAAGGGUGCCGUCUCGCGGCGGUGAUACUGGAGUCCGAAUCGGAGUCGAACGGGGGCAAGGAGGCUGCUCGGGGCCUGGCGGGGCUGAUGCGGUCUCUCUCAGGGAGGCCGUUCUGCUCUGCCCUCGCCGGAGUGCUUCUGGAGAACAUGCCCGAGCAGCAUCAGGGCGGCGGCGGCGGCGUCGUGGAGGUGGAAAAGCUGAAGGCCUUGCUCCGACGGCAGGCUGCUGUUCCGAUAAGGGUGGUGUCGGCCGGUGGUAGUCGCCGCGGCAGCAGGGCAAAGGUUCUGGGCGGCGGCGCAGGCAGCGCGAUGCUGUUCGCGGACAUGGACGCGGAAAACAACUAG
Molecule: messenger RNA, 408 nt
Organism: Ectocarpus siliculosus
Lineage: Eukaryota; Phaeophyceae; Ectocarpales; Ectocarpaceae
Source: the annotation of a GenBank genome assembly